UUCGACAGAAACAGUUUCAAGUGACAAGAUUAAAAAUUACAAAAACUGAAUAAAAAUAAUUAGAAAAAUGAAUAACAGCAAAACGAUAAAGAAAACGACACCAAAACAAUUUGAAGCUCUUGUGGAUUUUAUGUGUCAAAACCCAAAUAUAGCUAAAGGAUACCAUAAAAACACAGGCAAGUUGUCCAUUAAAGAGCAGUGGAAUAAUUUGCAAAGGAAGCUGAAUAGUUUAGGCCCUCCCACACGUGAGGCUGAAGGUUGGAUGAAGGUAUGGGCAGAUAUGAAGAGCAGCGUUAAGAAGAAAAUCGUGCACAAUAAGAUGGAAAGCCGUGCAACUGGUGGAGGCAUUUUCAACCAGAAGUUGUUGACACCUUUGGAGGAGGCAGUAGCAGGACUACUGCAAAUCAAUUCUAUUGUAAGUCCAGAAUGCCCAUCCAUCGGUGUUCAAAGCUCGCCGGUAAACCUGAUUCAAGAAAUUUUGGAGGACGAAGUUGAUGGACACGUCAGCGAGGACAAUGUAGAAGUGGAUAUCCAACCCAAUACUUCCACUCGAAAAAGGAAGCAACGAACUGUGGACAAAAAUGUACUUCUGGAUCAACAGCUUAAAAUUCAGACAAGUUUAUAUGAAGAAGUAAAAAAGAGUUUGUCGGAAAUCGAGAGGUAUAGUCGCAAAAAUUAUAAAGUUCAAGAAGAACGAUUGAAAAUGGAAAAGGAAAAACUUAGGCUAUACAAAGAACAAAUUAGAAAUAAAGAAAACUAUAGGACCAACAUGUUGAAAUUGAGAACGGAAGAAAUAACCCUCAAACAACAAAAAAUUGAGAUAGAAAAAGCCAGAAUUCAAGAAUUCUUAUGA
This is a messenger RNA of Stomoxys calcitrans (stable fly), 853 nucleotides long. RefSeq lists its product as uncharacterized. NCBI's taxonomy places the organism in Eukaryota, Metazoa, Arthropoda, Insecta, Diptera, Muscidae. The transcript is spliced from 2 exons. Bases 68 to 853 code for a protein of 261 amino acids. Gene Ontology annotation, cellular component: nucleus. The record is from RefSeq and is a predicted model, not a curated record.